Molecule: messenger RNA, 2283 nt
Organism: Fusarium coffeatum
Lineage: Eukaryota; Fungi; Ascomycota; Sordariomycetes; Hypocreales; Nectriaceae
Exons: 4
Coding region: 1-2283 (760 amino acids)
Biological process (GO): transcription initiation at RNA polymerase II promoter
Cellular component (GO): transcription factor TFIID complex
Molecular function (GO): RNA polymerase II general transcription initiation factor activity; protein binding
Source: RefSeq, a predicted model, not a curated record
AUGUCGGCUCCGUCACAAACACCAGGCGCCCCUGCGCCGGGUGCUUAUCAAGGAGGACCUGCGGCUACUCCUCCAGCACCCGCGCAUACAACUACAUCAACAACAGGACAAACAGGUACCAGCACGACGGGAGGACCGAUGUCCAAUCAAAACCUUAACCAGAUAGUAACUGAUUAUCUACUCAAGCGGGGGUUUAAUCGCACAGAGGAAGUGUUUCGCCAAGAAUCCAAACAUCUUGGCCCAGAUGGUAAGCCCAUCUAUCAGCUGGCUAAUCUUGGCCCAAAAAAGUAUCAAAAGGCCUUUGCUCUUCUUCGCGAAUGGGUAGAAAACAACCUGGACAUCUACAAGUUUGAACUGUCUAAACUGCUUUGGCCUGUCUUUGUCUACUCUUUCCUAGAGCUUGUCAACCAUGCCUACACUGAAGAUGCCAAAGCCUUCCUUAGGGAUAUUGGCCCCAACUUCCAGCCAGUUCAUGCAGAUGAUCUGAAGACGCUUGGGACCAUCACACUGUCUCAACACAUUAAUGAGAAUCCCAUGACAAAGCUAUACCGGGAGAACAAGUACCGGAUUCCUCUAAACCAACAUGCUAGCGGGGAUCUCUUCAAUUUCCUCGAGCGCGAGUCUGAUCAGGGCGGUUCCGUCAUUCGACAGCUUUUGGCGACGUAUUGCCAGAUUGACUCCACAGCUCGCGGGCCUAUCACUCCCUUUAGCUUCGAGGCUGUUUACAGACGAUCAAGAAACAUGGAAAUAGAGAGCGUGGACACCAACGAGGGCAUUCCAGGCGUUAACAUCGGGUUGUCUAACAAGGAUGUUCUGGACCCUACCACUCCCUUGAAGCUCGGCCCCUUGCCUAUGGACGCAGAUCUUCGCGAUGAUGUGCGCGCGGAACUAGAAGAGGAAGAAAGACGAAACCCACCCCCUCCAGGAAAAGCAUCAUUAGUGGAUGAAUUUGACCAGAAGAUCAAACGCGAGGAGAGUGUGGAUGCCCCAAGCAGAACAGAACUACCUCUACCGCCGUCUAGACCGAGAGACAUCAUGCUCGAGAUGCAAAAGCUCAGGGAGAAUCGCGAUCGAUUCAAGAUUGAUGGUGCCACAGGAGGCGUAGGCGUGCCGAUCAGUGCAUGCAUGUUCACUUUCCACAACACACUUGGGAGUGUCGCUUCUAUGGACUUUUCCAACGAUGGGCAGCUGGUGGCUGCCGGCACCACUGAAUCUUAUAUCAGAGUAUGGUCGUUGGAUGGCAAAGCCCUGCCCACAAUGAACGCGCACGAGAAGGAUGCCAAGUUCAACAGCCGCAAGCUCAUCGGACACUCGGGCCCUGUUUACGAUGUAUCUUUCUCUGACGCCGUAUCUGGUCCCCCACAAAAGCUCUUUGGCGAUGAAGGCAAAUCAAACCCAGCCAUGGACACCCGGCCCAAGCUGCUGCUAUCUGCAUCAGCGGAUGGUCAGAUUCGUCUAUGGUCGUUGGAGUCUUGGAGCUGUCUGUGUCUGUACAAGUCUCACGAUGGACCUGCAUUCAGAACACUCUGGGGACCCCAUGGGCACUACUUCCUCAGCGGAGGGUACGAUAAGGCUGUUAGAGUAUGGAUGCAAGAUCAUGCCUCUCCUCAGCGACUACUGGUUGGCCAUGAUACAGCCAUCUCAGCGCUUGCAUGGCAUCCCAACGGUCUCUAUGUGUUUUCCGCCUCUGAUGAGACUGACAAGUCGAUCCGUAUGUGGUCCGUAGUGACUGGUGCUUGCAUGCGUGUUUUCACGGGCCACAACGAGUACAUCACCGCAAUGGAAUGCGCGCCAAAUGGCAAGAUCUUAGCAAGUGCCGAUUGCGCAGGUAACAUCUUCUUUUGGGACCUUGCUAAAGGAACACGCAUCAAGCGAUCACGUGGACAUGGCAAGGGUGGUAUCUGGUCACUAAGCUUCAGUGUCGAAUCCAACGUACUCGCAUCUGGUGGCCAAGACGGUACAGUUCGACUAUGGGAUGUUGAGCUGCCCGCUGACCCGCAAAAGGCUAGUCAGCAGCAAGCCGGCCAUGACGCAACGGCAGUGGGAACGGAUGGUGCAAACGCUGGAGGCGCUGCUGGUGAAGGUUCUCGCGUUGCAGCUGCAACUUCGGGGCAAAAUGGAGGCGCCAGCACGACUGGAACUCACAAGAAGAAGAACAAGGAGGUCAUGAUCACCCCAGACCAGAUCAGCGCGUUCCCAACUAAGAAGACGCCGGUGAUGAAGGUCAAAUUUACACGGAUGAACUUGGUAAUUGUGGGAGGAUGUUACGACCCCGAGCGUUAG